CCACCAAAGACAUCGGCUAAAACUACCAAAAAGGAUCCUAAAGUUUCGAAGCCAAAGAAAGAUGGAGGUGGGAAGGCCAAGAAAAAGAAGUGGUCUAAAGGAAAGGUUAGGGAUAAGCUUAACAACAUGUGCUUGUUCGACCAAACUACGUACGACAAGUUUCUCAAAGAAAUCCCCCAAUGUCGCCUGAUUACUCCUUCUUCCGUGUCCGAAAGACUGAAGAUACGAGUUUCCUUGGCUCGUGCUGCUCUUAAUGAGAUGAAGAACCAAGGAGUCCUCAGGCAGAUAUCUAGUCACCAUGCUCAGCAGAUAUAUGUGUCUCAAAACCUUUGCGUGGAAACGCCAGAUUUGUUUCUCGUGCCUUAUGAACCUGGACACGUGAUGAAAUACCAUCAAUGGAUGGAGGUAGAGGAACUACGUCGUCAGACAGGUUCAGAGGCGCUUACUUUAGAGGAGGAAUACCAGCAGCAGCGAUUCUGGUUGGAGAAGGGUGAUAGAGUCACUUUCAUCCUGUUAGAGAAGUCGAGAUUCCCAAACCACAACUGUGACUCCUGCAAUUUGCCACUUACUGGUGAUUGUGGCUCGGCGGCCUCGUCGUUUGCAGGGGUUACCCGCGUCUCCAAGGUCUGUGAGGCCGAAGUUGCAGCUAUGAUUGGGGAUGUCAACUUUUACUUGAUCCCUGAUCCAGAAUUUGAGUUUUCUGAAGAAAUUUAUGAUGGUGAAGUCUCUGUUAUGAUAGCAGAACCGUCGUCUCGAGGUAAAGGUUUGGCCUCUCAGGCCCUAGCUGGGAUUCUACUUUAUGUUCAACGUUUUUUUGCGAAUCGUGUAGUUGCUAUUGUGGCAAAAGUCUCCCUUGAUAAUAUUCCAAGUUUAAAGUUCUUUAAAAAUAAACUUGGCUUUGUCGAACGGAAACACAACUUAUGCUUCAAUGAGGUCGAGCUUGUCUGUCCCAAACCUCCAAAUGAUGAAUCUGCCAUCUCUUUUGCCGCAUCUCAAGCCAUUAUGUCUUUUCAGAACUCUAAUAGAUCGUGGUCCUUUCUUAUUCAUCCUGUCACCGAGUGGAGAGCGCGCUUAUUCCACGGCCACGACGCUCAAGAUGAGGGUAAAAAAUGA
Mesocestoides corti is the source of this 1113-nucleotide messenger RNA. The record is from the annotation of a GenBank genome assembly. Lineage: Eukaryota; Metazoa; Platyhelminthes; Cestoda; Cyclophyllidea; Mesocestoididae.